Molecule: messenger RNA, 1128 nt
Organism: Alternaria alternata
Lineage: Eukaryota; Fungi; Ascomycota; Dothideomycetes; Pleosporales; Pleosporaceae
Exons: 1
Coding region: 1-1128 (375 amino acids)
Source: RefSeq, a predicted model, not a curated record
AUGUCAGACAGCGUAUUAGUUCCGACAAACAAGCAGUCAGUAGAUCCUGAUUUGUUUCAACCAGACUUGACCAGCGCUAUACCUGCACCAUCGACGCUAGAGUCUGCUCCACCUGGUCUACCUCCUACUUCAACCCCUCUACCUACAUUGUCUUCAACCCCUCUACCUACAUUGUCUUCAACCCCUGUACCGUCAUUCGCAUCCCCUCCACCACCAUGGGCUACCAUAACGAUCAGUACGCCUCAAAACCCUUUGAUCGAUGGAAGAUACCAGGAGACACUUUUCGUGGAGAGCACACCACUCACCACUGUUACUGUACAAGUGUCACCAUCGCUUCUUCUUAUCGUUGGGGACGAGACGAUACAGACGGGAACUCCAGCAUCGACGACAGACAAUAUUGUCAUAUUCCUCGCACCUGAGCGGACGACUGGGACGACGAUAAUUUCUCCAGCAAUCUUAUUCUACACCGAUGGCUCAGUGCCACCAUUCUCAGUGCCUAGCACGACGACACGACCUGGCGAGACUUCAACCAAUGCGCCCGCUUCCGAUCCGGGCAUAAGCAGCGGCGCAAUAGCUGGCAUAGCGAUCGCCGGCGUCCUCGUCCUCGCCCUCAUAGUAGGCGGCUGGUUCUUCUGGCGGCGCAGGAAGCGGAGAGCGCAACCUUCCACGAACACCCUAACCGACGACGAACUGGCCAGGCGAGAGGGCGAUGGCGACAAAGUGGUUCUUGACCCGCACCAGACUGCCCCAACGACCGGCGCAUAUCAAACACAAUACCAAGAGAUGUCUGGCAAUGGCCUCACUCAAGAGCUCGACCGCUCGCAUUCGUACAAGUUUGCGAUUGGAGGGGCGCAUGAGCUCAAGGCUGACGAUCGACCGGGGGAACUACCAUUUGCUGGGAUAGAGGAACACGGGUCAACGGAUGACCUUGAUGUGGUCGAUGGAGCAGGGCCCGAAAUGACCCAAGUGCCGCAAACGAAUCGUACUGCCACGCAGGCACCGCAGGUUUCUCUACACGUAGAAGCUCAGAGACGGAGGGAGGUAGAAUGGUUAGAAGCAGAAGAGAUGAGAAUGAGACAGCGACGGGAAGCGCUUCUACAACAGAGUGGUGGAAAGACUGAACAGUAA